Salvelinus sp. IW2-2015 is the source of this 2005-nucleotide messenger RNA. The record is from RefSeq and is a predicted model, not a curated record. Lineage: Eukaryota; Metazoa; Chordata; Actinopteri; Salmoniformes; Salmonidae.
CAGUUUUGCACAGAUCCACAAGCUGACAAGCUAGACAUCUCCCAAGUUACGCUUACACAGAUGUUCGUUGCUCGCAAGAUAGCUAAUUAGCACAGGUGGCCGCCUAUGUCUUCCAUCUGUCMUCAGUAAACAAGCGAUGUUGGCGGUGUGGGAAGUUAACACAGCUGAAAAAACACAUGGAAUCUGGGAAUAAUGUGUAUUACCGCAAUCAAUCACCCCAACUACRUCGUACCCCAGUACAUUGAUUCGGUACCCCUUGUAUAUAGGUGUCCAUAAACAGUAGCUAAUCAUGAAACAGCUGCCUGCAGAAACUGUGCGCAUUCUGUCCUGCUGUGAGGUCAUCACCUCUUUGGUAAACGUGGUGAAGGAAUUGCUGGUGAAUUCCUUGGAUGCUGGUGCCUUGAGAAUCGACAUGAAACUGGAGAAUUAUGGUCUGGAUCGAAUAGAAAUCAUAGACAAUGGCUCAGGCAUAAAAGCUGCUGAUACUGCUGUGAUGGCUGUGAAAUACUACACCUGUAAAAUCUGCAGCCACGAUGGCCUGGAGCGCCUGGAGACAUAUGGCUUCAGAGGAAAGGCCCAGGGCUCCAUAUGCGCCGUGGCAGAGGUAGCUGUCACGACAAAGACUGCCAAGGACGACGCCGGCACCCAGUACACGCUUGACCUCACGGGCAGGGUCAUUUCCCAGAAGCCUCACCUAGGGCAAGGUACCACAGUCUGUGCACUGAAGCUUUUUAAGAAUCUCCCAGUGAGGAGGCAGUAUUACGCCAACAUGAAAAAGUGCAAGGAGGAGCAGAAGAAGGUGCAGGACCUUCUCAUGGCGUAUGCCACUGUAAAACCAGAGCUGAGACUCACCCUCACUCACAGUAAGGUGGUGGUGUGGCAGAAGGCCAKGGUGUCCGAUCACAGUAUUGCUCUCAUUGCUACGCUGGGGCCUAACGCUGUGGCCCACCUGCUUUUCAGUCCACCAUCAACAAGAACAACCAGAGGUGGUCCGGCAGCACUACCUGGCUCAGUACCCGGCAGACUCUCUGCCCGCAGCCGUUAUCCCACUAUGAUGCUCAACAUCACUGUUCCCGCAUCCACUGUAGACGUCAACGUGACCCCCAAGAAGACCCAGAUUCUGCACCAGAACAACGUUUUCUCUUUUUUUCUAAAUUUCCUUGCGGACAGAUUCAUGUUCCACAKUACCACUAUCAUUUCCACCAAAUCCCAGGGGACUUUGACUUUUCCACUAUUGGAAGAUGAAAUUGCUUUGACCUGCAGCGAGAUAACAAAUCCAGGCCCAGCCAAAGGCCUGGAGAGGCUCAACAGCCAUGACCAAGAUCCUGACAAAGACGUUGAGCAGUUAUCAGCAGUGAGUUGGAGCCGAGGCACGGCUCUAACAGACCCCUCCACAGGAGUGCCACUGCAGACCGUCAAGGUCCACCUGCCCACCGGAUGCAGCAGUGACCUGGGCCUGGUCGAGGCCAAGGAUCAGAGCAGCCCUGGCAAAAAGGUGUCCAACGCUAUAACAGAGAAACGUGCGUCACUGAAGGCCUACAACCUGAUCAGUAGCCGUACCAUGAGGAUCCCUCUGUCCCCCGGCCUGUUUGAGAGGGAGACCCGGGCAGAGGUUCUCCAGGAGAAGCCCGCAGCAAGCCUCCAGGACAUCACCUCUGCCGUGCAGGAGAGAUGGAAAAACCUGGGGGAGGAGGACCGAAAGAAGUGAGUUUCCAGACUUUACCUUCGAAGCAGUUUCCARUUGUUAUUAUUAGCAAGGCAAAAAAAAGAAAGAUUGACCUGUCACUUGCAUGUGUAAAAUAUGGCCCUGGAAAUUCUGCUUGGCUUAUUCKUGUUGCUACCCAGACAGAAUUYUUAAUAUGAGCUAUGUUUAUAUUUUCCAGACUGCAUCUGAUUACUAGGUUACAUGGUCAAUAUUUUCCACUGUAAAACAGGUAUUCUGCAUGAAAUAUCUCCUUUUUCCAAAGUAUGCCAUGCAUCUUGAGCGCUCAAAGGUAUUUUGCUG